AUGCACAGCACAUACUCUCGUUGUAAAGGGGGAGAUAACAAUAAUAUUGAUACUGAUAUUGAUGCUGAUAUUGAUGCUGAUAUUGAUGCUGAUAUUGAUGCUGAUAUUGAUACUGCUAUUGAUGCUGAUAUUGAUGUUGAUAUUGAUGUUGAUAGUAGUAAUAAUAAUAAUAAUACUAGUAUUAAUAACUAUGGUAAUGAUUAUACACGUAUAAAUAUUAACGCUACGUGUAAUAGUGACACCAACGAUAAUGGCGAGGGUGCAGAUAAUGCUUCUACUCAUUCUGAUCAUGCUGUUGAUGCUGUCCGUGAAGAGGAAAAGGAUGGCCUUACCAACAACAGUAAAGAUGUUGAUAAUAUAGGUGGAAAUACCUACAACAUCAUCCGUGGUAACAACAAUAUGAAUCACCAUAUUAGUAACGACUACAAUACGAAUACACACGUUAGUAUCUCUGGAAAGAAUGAUGCUACUAGUUAUAAAUACAACGAUGGUAAUUACACUGGUAAUGGUUACAGAGGAAAUAGCUACAAUAAUAUCAGAUGUAGUUAUAGUAACAGCAGUAGUAGUUGCUGUUGUAGCGUUUGCAGUGAUAGUGGAAUACUUUACGACAGUUCUAAAGAAAAUAGAGAAAGCACAUACGGAGAUAAAAAUAACGUAAACACGAGUGAGGGUAGUAUUGACCAAGGUAGUAUUAACAAAGGAAAUGUUAGCAGAGAAGUCAAAAAGGAACAGGAAGUAAAAAGCCCCAGAAAUGAUGACACAACAAUGCUACCACUUUGCUUCAACAAAAAUAAUAAAAUAGAAGAAUUAAAAAAAAAAAAAAAAAGAAAUGUAAAUAAGCUAACAAAUAGAGAAUGGUUACAAAAGCCGGAAGCUCAAAAAAAGAUUAAAAAGAAAGACAAAAAUAUAUGGAUGCAUGAGAUGAUUUAUACAAAAGAAAAUAUUAAUGAAAGUAGAAACGUUAUUGAAUAUAAGAAGAUGAAGAAGAGCAGGUACAAUAGACAUCCUGAAAUGUUAAUUGAAAAUAUGCAAGAGAUAAAGGGUCUGAAAAAUUCUCUAUCGGAAAAGGAGAAAAAGGAAAAACUAAAUAAUAAUAGGGAGUUAGAGCUAAUUCUAAAAAUUUCAUCUUUUUUAGAAAACCACAAAUUAAAUAUUUGUGAAAAGGAUAAUAUAAUUAGUAAAUAUGUUAAAAAAAAAGUUUGUUCAAAUGAAGAAUUUUCUACGAAAUUACCAAUUAUAACAAAAGAAGAUAUAAAAGAAAAGGUGAAAAAUGAAAUUUUGCAAGGAAUAAAUUCACCAGGGAAAUCCUAUUCUGACGAAAAUUCUCUAAUUCGGAAAAAUUUAAUGGAUAAAAAAAAUGUAAACAAAAUAAAAAUAAAAUAUAAUUGUGAUAAGGAGAAUGAGUAUGUAGAAGGAGCUUGUGACGUAAAUGAAAGCUCUGUUGAAGUAGGCAGUUCAAAAGAAACAAAAUUGAAUGAUAUAGAACAAGGUAGUAAAAAAUUGUGGGAAAUAAACGACAGUGUACCUAAUUCGAAUUAUUCUUUUAAAAGAAAAAUAGACACUGUACAUAGUAAUGAAGGGGAGGAAUAUAUACAUGAGAGUGAGGUACAUUACUCUGAUAAAAAUAGAUACAUUGGAAAAAUAGAUAAACUGUUUAAAGACUCCAACAAAUUUCAAGAAACAUUAAUAAGUAACGAUCAAACAGUUUCUUUAAGCAGUAAUAUAUCAUCAUGUAAAAAUGAAUAUGAAAUAUUUAAAUAUAACUCAAUGAACUUAAAAAAUAGAAGACGAACAACUGAGGACAAGUGGACGGAUACAAAAUUAUCUAAAUGUGGUACCAAUCCUAUUAAUACACUUUUUGAAAAGGAGGAGGUUAAAAUGAACGCGUGUGAAAUUGUUAAAAGAAAAAAUUAUAUAAGACACAAUAAAGAAAAAAAAGAUAAAAAUACGAUUUGCAUAUCUAAUUUAUUUUCUAAUCAAAAGGAUGAAUAUACAGAAUAUAUGCUGAAAACAGAAAACGAAGCAGAGGAAGUCGUCAAUGAUAGGAAUAAAAAUAAUCUUAAAGCUGGAUAUAACGACAAAAUAUUAGGGAAUGUAUCACGGAUCUCUGAUAUUCCAGAGAAAGUAGAUUUUAAUUGCAUUCCAUUGAAAAAGAACCUGUUACUAACAGUUGUGAAUUGGAAGGAACCCUUAAAAUUUAAGGAAUUAAAUGAUAGAACCGCAUCUUCACUUAGUACUGUAAAUAAUUUAAUGAAAAACAAUAGAAAAAAUGAGUUCAUCGAGAAUAAAAAUAUUUUGAGUAAAUACAAAGUUGACAUGGAGGAAUGCGAUCAAAAAUAUUAUAACAACAACACUUUUUGCUGCUCUGUGAAAGCAGACUCUACUGCUAUCGCUGCUACUACCACUGUCUGUGCUACUACCGCCGUGACUGGCACUACCCCUACACGUUCUAGAAGCUUACGUUUCAUAAAACAGUUAUUCAAAAAAAAAAUACCUAACGGUGCAGAUAUCUUAAAAUCAAAGAGUGAUACUCAUUUCAAAUUUAAAUUGAAUAUCAAUGAAAAAUUAGCUAAAAAGAAGUUUACUAAUCCUAAAAAUAUGUUAUCAUCACGUGGAUGUUCCCCAUAUGACGUUAAGCAAAAACCUAAAUUAUUUGAAGUACCCAUGUUACCACUAAAAAAAGAAAAAUAUAUUAAUUUAUACUUACAAAAUAAAGAAGAAAGUUCUAAAAAAUUACAUACCUAUUAUUGCGCAAAUUCACAUGUACUAAUGAGAGAUAACAAAAUUAAAAAUAUAAGCCAAAAUGAUAAAAAACGUAUGAGCAAAUCUAAAUAUUCCAAUAGAAUAACUCAUACUAAAAGUUGUAAUAGUUUAUUAAAUAAUACAUCAUCUACUUCUAAGCUUUACCCCCAAUGCGAAAUUAUAUGUAGAAUACCAAAUAAAAAUUUUAUUAAUUAUUUUUGCAACUCAAAUAAUACACCUAAGGUCUUAAAUAAAAAAAAGAGAAUAUAUAAUAACAAAAUGUUGUAG
Molecule: messenger RNA, 3030 nt
Organism: Plasmodium malariae
Lineage: Eukaryota; Apicomplexa; Aconoidasida; Haemosporida; Plasmodiidae
Product: conserved Plasmodium protein, unknown function
Exons: 2
Coding region: 1-3030 (1009 amino acids)
Source: RefSeq, a predicted model, not a curated record